AUGGAACACAACAAUUUAAAAAGAAAAAGAGAGGAAUUUGAACAAAGUAAUAAUGAAAUUAAUUUUAACCUAUUAGCUUUCAAAGAGAUUCUAGUUUAUUUAUCAUAUGAUUGUUCUUUUAAUAGAUUACUAGAAUUAAGUUUAAUUUCUAAACAAUCAUUUACCACAAUCAAAUAUUUAAUAACUCACCAACAAAAUUUAAUCAAAUUUUAUCCAGAAAUUAAAGUUUUAAAUAAAUAUAUCAAUAAUGACAACAAUAGUAACAUUAAUAAUAAUAAACUAAUAGAUUUUAAAGAAAUGGAAGAAUUAAAAUUGAAAACAAAAAAAGGGAGUUAUAAUAACAAAGAAUUUAAUAAACUAAAAUCGAAUUUAAUUGAAAAGUGUGGUAAAAAUCUAAAGAAAGUUCAAAUUAUUGACUAUAUUAACUACGAUCCAUACUACGAAAACCCAACUGAGGAUGGCUUUUAUCAAUUUAACAAGCUUAAUUUAGAUUGGAACAGAGAUGAAGGCCCAAAUUCAUAUGAAAGCGAAUUCGAUGAAGAUGAUGACGAUGCCGAAAUCGAUAGUUUUGAAUUCUCAUUCGAAUUUUUAUCAAGAUAUCCAAACAUUAAAAAGUUAUCAAUGACUACAAUGACCUCGGAUAUGGAUUUACAUAUUUACAAACUCGCUGGUAUUUUGAAAAACUCAAGCAAAACUUUAGAAACAAUUAAUUUUCAAUUCCAUAACACUGCUCCAUCGUUCGUUAUCCAAGCUUUAGAAUCAAGAUCUCCUGUAAUAAAAUCUCUUUCAGUUAGACUCGGUACCUUCUUAUACAAGCUCUAUGGGGAAACCACCAAAGAAAACAAUAAAAUAAAAGACACUAGCAAAAUGGUUUCACAAUUGUUUAAGAAGGCAAAUAUUUCAGCAAACACAACUCUUAUGAAACUAAAACUUCGUAAAAAUGUUGAUACACACAAGUCACCAAACAAUAAAGACCCUUCCGAAUUUUUAUCAAAUUUAAUUGGUAAUACUAAACUAAAAAAACUUGGUCUAGAACUAUUCGAACUAAAUGGUGCUGACGAUUACAAAUUACUAUCACCACUUAUUCAAAUACCAAACAUCUCAUCUCUAUAUUGCAACCCAGAGUCUAUCGAAUCAUUUUUACAACAUUGCAACGAAAAUGAAAAUAUCAAAACCUUAACUAUUUUUAAGGAUUUCAACAGCAAAUUUAAAAUGGACACUCAAAAAGAAAAAACUCUUUUAAGCUGCUUUUCAAAUUUCUUCAAUCAAAAUAGAUCCUUACAUAAUUUAGUUGUAGUUCACAACGAAUUAUUUUCAAAUGACCAACUAUUACUUGAUGUAUUAAAUAGCUCAAAAAAUAAUAAUAAUUUAAUUAUUAAAUUUAAAAAAAUUAAUAAAAACUUAAUAAUGUAA
Dictyostelium purpureum is the source of this 1413-nucleotide messenger RNA. RefSeq lists its product as uncharacterized. Bases 1 to 1413 code for a protein of 470 amino acids. The record is from RefSeq and is a predicted model, not a curated record. The transcript has a single exon. NCBI's taxonomy places the organism in Eukaryota, Evosea, Eumycetozoa, Dictyosteliales, Dictyosteliaceae.